GAAUUUGUGUUUCCUUGUCUGUCAUCUGCGAAGCGAAAGGAGGACGGAUAGAUCGUCCAAACUGAACAAAAUAACAGCACAAUUCCUACCGAGGAAACACCCAAUUAUCUUAAGUUGUACGUGAUAUCCAUGCCUGAUAUCACGAAGGCACCUUAAAGCUGAUUUAAGUGGCCGUAUUGUGCCUCUGUUUGUUUAGCUAGCUGUUAUCACGACGCUGUGUGACUGCGGACCCAACACUCCGCCUUUGUGGCUAUGAGUACGGACUUACUAUCUGAUUUGGACACUCGUUUCUUCGCUGAUAACCUCCUGACAAGCGAAGACUGGGAUGCCUGCCUCUAUCAGUGUGAGAGCAUGGAGGAGGGAGAGGACGGAGAGCUCGGCCCCGGGCUGAAAUACGAACCAUCGUUUGACAACAACCUCGUUCUCACCCUUGAUCCUGACAACCCCACGUCGCCAUGGCAACACCUGGACGACAACCUCCUCACAGUUGAAACUCCUGUGAUCAAAAGUGAAAUGACCAUCGCUCAGCCGUUACCGGUGGAGAUGUUGUUCCAGGUGAAGUCAGAGCCUCUCUCUCCUGCGUCGUCUCUUGGGUCUGACUACUCGGCAUCGUCACCAGACCCGCAGAUCACAGUGAAGGGUGAAAACCCUCCGACUCCUCCCUACAUGUACGGAGAUGUGCUCUCUCCUCCUCUCGGGUCCAUGGAGAUCACCGUGGCAACAUCAGCUGUACCCCCCAAGCAGACGCAGCUACAGACGCCCUUAAUAACACAGAUCCCGGCGGUGAUCAGCGGGAUUCAGACGCAGGCAGCAGUUGUUCCUGGUUCCACCAUGAAGGCCAACACCAUCCUGAGUACCAAACCCCCCAUCCAGCCCCGACCAGUGUGUGUCACCACGCUCCCCGUGCCCCCGACCCCCACACCCGCCAAGACCCUCAUACUGCAGGGCCUCCCCUCCAUUGACCAGAGCAGACCUGUCGUCCUGUCUCAGUCCGUCUGCCUCGGCUCGGCUCCAGCCAUCGUCAAAAUGGAGCCCGUCUCUCCCAGCAUCCCCCAGCACUGCUCCAGCCCCACGGCUCCGCCCACCAGCAAACCCAUUGUCCCGGCGACCACAACUUUACCCGGCAACAACUGCAACGACAUCGAUAUGAAGGUGCUGAAGCGGCAGCAGCGGAUGAUAAAGAACCGGGAGUCGGCCUGCCAGUCGAGGAAGAAGAAGAAGGAGUACUUGCAGAACCUGGAGGGCCAGCUGAGGGAGGCUCAGCAGGAGAACGAGCGUCUCCGCAGAGAGAACCAGGCGCUGAGGGAGAGGCUGGCCGGCAAGGAGGGCAGCGAGUCAGCGAGCAACAAGAGAGCCGUGUGUGUCAUGGCCGUCCUGCUCUUCAUGACCUUCAGCUUCGGACCCGUCAGCAUCACGGACAGAAAGCUGACGGGCCUGCAGGACGAUGUGGUGUCGUAUACGGGACGACGACUGCUCAAGAUCGGACAACGACAACAACGACAGCAACAGCAGCAGGAAGCAGCUGCCCCACCUCUGAGCAGAGCGGAGGACAGAACAGAGACUGAGGAGGAUGGAGGAGACGAAGCUACAGAGACAUAUCAGUUCAGGAACCUGAGUGAUGUGUUCAGUGACAUGAAGGAUCUGGUUCUGCAGGACAUCGAUCGUUACUUCAGCUCGUCUGAUUGCAGGCAGUUCAACCGCUCCGAGUCUCUGCGGCUGGCUGACGAGCUGAGAGGUUGGGUUCACCGACAUCAGAUCGACAGGAAGAAGUCUGGAGGGAAACCCAAAACCGCAAAGAAGGCCAGAAUCGCUCAGAAAGCUCAGCUGAGGAAGACAAACUUCUCCAGAUAUCUGCCAAUCCAGACUCAUCGCUCCAUAGAAAGUCAGCUGCAGGUGCUUCCUGGUCCUGAGGUCACCUACAGCGACUUCCUGGACGCCAUCGACCGCCGCGAGGACACGUUCUACGUCGUCUCGUUCAGACGGGAUCACCUGCUGCUGCCCGCCAUCAGUCACAACAAAACCAGCAGACCCAAAAUGUCUCUGGUGAUGCCGGCCAUGUCUGUGAACGAGAGUCUGUAUAACUCCUCUAAGGGUUACGAGAUGAUGAUGCAGGUCGACUGUGAGGUCAUGGACACCCGCAUCGUCCCCAUCAAGGCGUCCGCCGUGCCCCCGUCUCUCCGCGACCCGCCCGCCCCUCCCCCUUCCCACCACCACAACCACCAUCACCACGGCAACCACACCUCGCUGCGAGGGCGGCACCAGCAUCACCACACCCCCUCCUCCUCUGCUUCUUCAUCGCCCUCUCAGAGGCAGCCUCUACCCACCCGACGACGGACAGCCGAGUACUUUAUCAGCCAAUCAGAAGGCGUCUGAUGAUGUCAUGACUGCAGAAGAACAUACAGAGUUUAAUUUGAUGUUUUAACACUUUAAAGUGUUUGAAUCUUCGUCUUCACUUCAACAGGUAACACACACACAAAGCUUCUUUCUUGAAAAGAUUCCUGGAAAGCAAUAAUUUAAAAACCUCGCCUGAAAAAGAAUUAAAGUCAGAGCGGAGUUAGUGAACUCCUCGUCCUGAUUCAGAUAUUUUGAGGUUUAAACUCAGUCCUUAGAAGAAAAUGUCCUAAUAUAUAAGAAUAUAUUUGUAGAAGAGGAGGUCGAUGCAGACACAGCGGCACACUGCACUUAGAACCUGUGCUGCGUUUUAAUAUUGUUUUUUUUAAUAAUGUUCAGUUUGAGUGGAGACGAGGAGCUCUCAGGGACGUCUGUGAGGGAGCUGAAACUCUCCGUCUGUUUCUGUCUCAGCUCCUGAAUAAACCGUCGCUCCUCAUCUCGCCAUGUUGGAGCUGACCUGCAGGUGGCGCUACAGCGCUGCACAGGAACCUUUUGAUAUCAAUGCUUUUUAACACCUCGUGUGUGAAAUAAGCAAUAAACCGCUUCAUUGUUAUCAGACGCCCAAAUCUCUCAACGUUUCUGUGCAGCUGCUGCAGAACAAACGGUUGACGUCGGUCUCCUGAAGCUCCUCGUAUCUCCGUGGACUCUGUUUUUGUAUAUUUGUGUUUUUGUGUUGAUCAGACUGUAAAGAGUUAAAAAGAUAAUAACAGGACGUCUGAAUAUUUGUUCUCAGCGCUGACGGCUGCAGCAUGAAGUCGGAUCUGAAGGUUAGCUGCUGGAGGUGUACAAAGGGUUAAAGAAACGAUCCUCCUAUAAAUAUUAAAAUCAUAUCAUCAUAUCGCCACUUAAAGAGAGCCUGCAUGAGUCUGUGAGAGCUCAUAGUCACGUCUGAAACGUCCAGUUUGAUCUUCAUAAGAUGGAAGAUAAGAAACAAAGUGAUCAGAUAAUUCAUGAAGAGGAGAAACAGGACGGUGUUACUCUGAUCGUUAAAGCUCUCUUCUUCAAAUCAUAACCGACUGAAUCUAAACACAAACUUAAAACUUUGUAUUCCUCAUUUCCUCUGACGUUUAUCUUGAAUCAAAGUCGAUCAACGUGUUUAGAGAUCAAAGAAAAUAUGCGUCGUAUAACUUCACAGAUGACCUAAGGUUUUUCACACUUUAACCAAUGUGUCUCAACAGCACGUGACGCGAGCAACGCCCUGUUUCUACUUUCCUCUCUGUUGCUCUCGUAGACUGUUAAGAACGAGGAAGGAGGGCGGUCUACGAGGUACUGACACAGAGGAGAUAGUGGAGCAUUAAUAAUAUCCACAUCAUGAUUGAAAUGUUGACCUUUGACCUGUGUCUAAGAAAAACUUUAAACUUUACUCCGCUCACAGCUUUGAGUCAACAGCUCAUCAAUCCAAAACUAGUUUGUCCACCUUCAAAAUAAAGGCACCACACUUCAGUUUGUCCACCUUCAAAAUAAAAGCACCACACUUCAGUUUGUCCACCUUCAAAAUAAAAGCACCACACUUCAGUUUGUCCACCUUCAAAAUAAAAGCACCACACUUCAGUUUGUCCACCUUCAAAAUAAAAGCGUAGGAUGUCAAACUGUUAGCAUGGGAAACUGAAAUUCACAGAGCAGAGAAGUAAAUCUUUAACAGAUGUAGUGUGACCAGCGAGUGUGCGACAAUGCGUGAUGCAAGGCGACAUCUAACGCUGGCGUGCUGUGAGGACACGGUGUAAAGUUUUCAACAGAAUCUAAACACCAGAGAAGUUUGUGGGUAAAUGUAAAGCUUCACUGUAAACUGAACGGGCUAACUGCUGAUUCAGGACACUUCAAAUCGCACCAGGUGACAAAAAGUUAGAUGAUCCGACUUCCUGCAGCGUCCGUCACAUUUCUUACUCAUGUUGAUGUUUUUGUAGAGAAUCAUGUGGAUUAUUUAAUAUCUGUAAAUAUCAGUUUCUGUAGAUAUUCUGUGUUUGUCACUUUUUAUACUUUUUUUAUUUUUUGUCUUUUGACAACAAAAACUAAUAGAAAAAAAAAAACCUGUCCUGCUGUUGAUGUUUUCUGUUUUUAUUUGUGGGGACCAAUCAGUUAUGAUCAAUAUUUAUGGAAUCAUCUUAUUGUACAGUUUGUCAUGUUACCACGUUUAACGCUCAGAUCGAUUAUUACUGUCUGAUCACGACGUGGAGCCCGUGUGACCUGACAGACUUCGACCACUCGACCUUUUUUAUUCUCUUAAACGGAUUGUCUCAAACUCUCAAUGAUUUCAGCUUUGUCUUUUUUUACCGAGGAAUGUGUCCGACCUUUGAUUCGUACAGAAACUCGUCUUCUUUAUUGUCGCUGUGUUUUUGUCUCUCGUGUCGAAUCUUUGCAUUCAGUAAAUCUUCAAAUUUGUAACGUCUAAAGGAGGGGUCGAGCGAUGAUGGUUUUUCAGGGCCGGUUUGUAUUCGCAGUAAACAUUUAAAUCUUCUUCUUGGAUAGCCUGGCGGUUGUAUUGCACGCCCCAUGUACGGAGCCUUCGGUCCUCGUCGCGGUCGUGGGUUUGAAUCUGACCUCGGCCCUUUGCUGCAUGUCGCCCCUCCCCCCACUCUCUCCUCCCAACCUUUCCCGUCUCUCUUCAGCUGUCCAAUAUGUUCAUCUUUCCGUCCAACACAAGACUUGUUUAAAACGCUCCUCCUACAGGCCGCUCUCGUCUCUGUGCACGCCAGCGGCACACAGGCUUCGGUGUUGAUUGGCUGUUACUUAUGUGACUCAGGGUCUCUCCCUCGGCAUCAUGGGAAAUUAAGGAUUUAUGUCUUGUAACCUAAACCCCUCGACUUUAUGGAAACACAAAGUUUAUCGUCGGAAGUUGAUCAAUUCAAAACAUCAAAACAUCAAAACAUCAAACUUUCAAAGACAAAGAUGGACAAUCAAAGAACUGACUCUGAAAUCUUUGAUGUAGGAAGAGAAGAAUCUUUUUUAAAACAAAAAAAAGCUUGUUAGUUUUGAUGAUUAUCUAAGCGUGUGAAGAAGUCAUCGUGCAUAACGUCUCAGUUACCACUCUGUUCUCUGUUUUUACUCAGAUUAGAAAACUGUCAGAGAGUUUUCAGCUUCUCGUCAGGAAGCCGUUUUCCUCUCAGACUUUAUGCUAAGCUAACGACUGCUGGCUUUAACUUUUUAUUCUCUGAACAGACAUGAGAGUGGAGAAGAUCCGAAACACUGAACCUCCUCCAGAAACAAAUCUCCAUGUCCUGUCGAAAGACAAAAAUCUGCCUUUGUCUUUAUGUGUGCUUCAAAAGUCUCUCUCUCUCGCUCUCCGUCGUAACUCUCUCUCUCUCUCUCGUGCUCUGUUGUCUCUCCGUCGUAACUCUCUCUCUCUCUCUCUCGCUCUUGCUCUGUUGUCGCUCUGUUGUCCGUCGUCUGCAGGAAACACCUUGUGGUAAACUUCAGGCUGUUUGUUGUUUUUAUACUGUCUGAUGAAUUUGUUACUUUUUUGUUUAAAGAAAUGCAAAGAAGAAAAAAAAAAAAAGACGAGGUGAAAUGACGGUGUCGGGAUAACAGUUCUUAUGCAACACGGUCGUUUGUUCCUGAUUGUUUGUUCUGGAAGUUUUGGGCGAUGGGGACAAUUUUUCUUGUGCGGUCGGUGGUUCUUAAGAUGACUAAAUAUGAAUAUCCAAUUCAGAUUGAGUUCUUCUUUUCUAACGUGUGUGAGCAUGCAGUCUGAGGUGACUGAAGGUACUGAUGUAAAAAUCACACUUUACCUUUGUCCUUUUUUUUGUUAUUUAAAUGGGGAAUCAAAUGAUUUAUGUGUAAAUACAUCUUUGUAAUUCCAUCCCCUCUGAGGGCACUUUCCAAAUGCUGCCUUCAAUGUUUGUAGGAAAAAGAAGCGAUGAAUUUGAUAAAGAUGAAAUAAACAAAUGCUCGGUG
This is a messenger RNA of Labrus mixtus (cuckoo wrasse), 6282 nucleotides long. It is a transcript of the gene atf6b, whose product is annotated as activating transcription factor 6 beta. The transcript has 17 exons. Lineage: Eukaryota; Metazoa; Chordata; Actinopteri; Labriformes; Labridae. Gene Ontology annotation, biological process: regulation of transcription by RNA polymerase II; endoplasmic reticulum unfolded protein response. The record is from RefSeq and is a predicted model, not a curated record. The coding region runs from base 253 to 2373 and encodes 706 amino acids. Gene Ontology annotation, molecular function: DNA-binding transcription factor activity, RNA polymerase II-specific; RNA polymerase II cis-regulatory region sequence-specific DNA binding. Gene Ontology annotation, cellular component: nucleus.